Messenger RNA from Colletotrichum lupini, 966 nucleotides. RefSeq lists its product as uncharacterized. The coding region runs from base 1 to 966 and encodes 321 amino acids. Lineage: Eukaryota; Fungi; Ascomycota; Sordariomycetes; Glomerellales; Glomerellaceae. The record is from RefSeq and is a predicted model, not a curated record. The transcript is spliced from 8 exons.
AUGGGAUGGGAUGACAUCCUGGCGCCGAGAAGUCGUCAACAGAUCUGCACCAUGAGUUUCCAGGCAGGGCUAGUAAAACUUGGGGGAGCCAAGCAGCCAAGGGACUUGAGAGACAGGAGACAGGGCCCGCGUGUUGUUGCUGUUGAAGGCGACGAGAGUGGUGAAGUUGAAAGAGAGAAGUUGGAGACGAAGAAAAGCGGGGAUGUUGGGUCUUGGAGUCGUUCAUUCUUGCUCCGGAUUGAAACAAACAUGCAAGUUGUUCCGAGCGCUCAGCUCUCGCCUUCCAAACUCUGCCCGAGUCUUUCUGAAGUGGUGCCGAAGUAUCGAAAGUCUCGCGAAGUCUCACCGUCUGUGGGAGGGCCAAGGGAGGCAGUCAGAGGAGAGGGCGAGAGCCAACAGUUGGCUUUGGAUUACGCUACAGCUACUACUCGCUGCUACUUUGCCCAAAACUCUGUAACAGCCCCAAACUCUUGGCAGAAGGACUCGUCGCUUCCUGUUGCGGUGCACCCACGCGGCUCCUGGUCGUGUACCUCGUGUACCAAUGUACCUGUAAGUCGUAACUCGGACCUUUCCUUGAUCAUCCUGACAUACUCCCAUCCCGCAACCUGCUUCUGGUCACCUCUGUCAUUCUUCCCUCCGAGACUCCAAGCUAGACUCCAAAUGACCUUUGACUCUCUCGACUCCGCCUGCCGACUGCGUAUGCCUCCCUCGCUUGCACUUCUGCCCCCUGAUUCCCUGAACAUCAACACCUCGUGCGCCAUCAUCACCACUCUACUGGCGGAACGGGUGCUUUUUGUUUCCCCCUCUCAAUCUCAACGUUCUAGCCCGUUCAACAUGUGCGCAUUGAAGGGGGCAGGGCCGCCGGGAAGCUUGCAAGAGCUUACUGAUGAUGAUAAUCAACGAAAUAAGGGGCCGCUUCUGCAGCCCGGCUCCCUCCCCCCGGACUUUGCGGAGAGGCGGGCAUGA